Physcomitrium patens is the source of this 1382-nucleotide messenger RNA. RefSeq lists its product as uncharacterized. The record is from RefSeq and is a predicted model, not a curated record. Lineage: Eukaryota; Viridiplantae; Streptophyta; Bryopsida; Funariales; Funariaceae.
CAACUUGGCUCCUCCCUUCCCCGCGUGUGGCUGCGACGCGGGCCUCCAGUGCUUCUACAUCCACAACUGGAAUUACACCCCACCUAUUUGAAAUCCCAUUGUACUUACUAUUGCUCCAUUUAGAACGGCACGCUGGCCGAUCCGAUCCUCGCCCCGACGCGUCCACAACGUGCCUCUAGUUGGUUGUGGUUGUCAUCGUCGUGUGGGGUCCCUCUACCGACUGUCUCUCAUUCACAGGCGGGUCUGGUUUCUAAGCCCUGGGCUGUUGCAGAGCGGGUGCACUUGGUGGGGUGUAUCGUCCGAGGCGCGGUAGUGAUGUGCGAUUCAUGUGCGUUGCUGUUCCCUCCCCCUCUUUCACCCGUUUGUGAUUACGAGCGCAUCAGCGAGAACUUGGGGGUGGCUUUUGCGGAUGUUCGCCCUCGGGGACUGAGGAUUCUAGAGCGGUGUUUCGGUAUUCGGGUGGAAGAGAAUUUUAGGAAAAUGAAAAUGAGAGGAACAUGGAGGAUGCUAUCUGUUUUGGCAAUGUUAGCUUUGCUUUCCUUUUUUAUGGUUAUUCCUGUGGACGCACAAAACACGAGUACUACUCAGGCUCCUAGUUCUGGAGACGUAUGUGCGAAAUGUGACGCACAUGCAACCUGCUAUGAAACUCCUACCAGAAGGUUCUGCGAUUGCCAUUCCUUUUACUCGGGCAAUGGCUACUCCUGCAAAUUCGAAAUGUGGCGUUUAGUCCUGUACGUGAUUUUUUCAGUACUCGCAUUCGUCUGCGUGUUCUACUUGUGUCUGUCAUGCCUUGGAUAUAGCAGACGGUAUCAAGAAUCUACUGCUUAUCCCAUGCAACCUAUGGGAAAUGCCCCGUAUGGUUAUCCUCCUGGUCCAAAUCAAUCCACUGCGUAUCCGGCUAUGUAUAGCUAUCCUCCAUUCAAUGGGUACCCUCCGCCAGCUGAUUAUCCACAAACUGGAUAUCCUGUGAGUGGAUGUCCUCCUCCUCCUGCCCCUCCUGCUCCUCCAGUAGAGCACAGUUCAAAGGUUCCUGGGCCUUCGGGGUCUGAAGGGAUGGAUAAGGCGCCUGGGGCCUCCACAAGUCACGCUGGACCAGCCCAGUAAUUUGAUUCCCCCUGGUGCAUCAGGAACUCAGCAAGGUAAUUCUUUGCCAGGUUGUAGCUUUCGCGAUGCAAUAUUAUCAUCCAUCAGAUACUUGGAGUGCUCCUAUUUCUCCGAGGGCUUUCAGGUUGUACAACAGUUUAAGUUUUUGCUAUCUGACAGAUUGCUUUCCACGAUCUCGUAACAUGGUUUAUAGUUGCAGAUCGUGUAUAUGGCAAAGAGUUUUACUGUAUGAGUUGAUCAAAAUUGUAUAGAUGCUCUUUGCUUCAGUUUUGGACUCA